This is a messenger RNA of Stegodyphus dumicola, 2453 nucleotides long. Its product is annotated as inositol hexakisphosphate and diphosphoinositol-pentakisphosphate kinase. Gene Ontology annotation, molecular function: inositol hexakisphosphate kinase activity; 5-diphosphoinositol pentakisphosphate 1-kinase activity. Gene Ontology annotation, biological process: inositol metabolic process; inositol phosphate biosynthetic process. Gene Ontology annotation, cellular component: cytosol. The record is from RefSeq and is a predicted model, not a curated record. Lineage: Eukaryota; Metazoa; Arthropoda; Arachnida; Araneae; Eresidae.
GUCUCAAUCUCUGUGAACAGUCGUCAUCUGAAAUCAUUGAAAAUAAAUAGACAGCAAAUUCAGAAUCUGUUUGACAAGAAUUUUUGAUUGCAGCUAGCUUUUGUCACUUAGACACUGCGUUUCGCUAUUUUAGCCUCUCUUAAGGGGCAAAAAAAUCCUCUACCUUUUUAUCUCCAUCAUCGUUGGUUAGGAACCAAGAUCAGUAAAAUACUUAUGAUAUUUUAGAAACCUUGGUUAUGAGCCUCUGAUAAUCGCGAAAUUUGAAACAUUAGCGCAAUUUUACAAGCGUAGUGAAGGGAAAGACCGGGUACCUCGCUCUGACUUGAAGUUGAACCGGAGCAGUUGAAGAAACAGCGCUGAAUGGUUUAACUUUAGUUUUUUCAAAAUUUUCAACGAACGUAUAAAAUGAGUAUGCAUGAUUACAUUUUCAAGCAGUCAUAUAAUGAAAGCACAUUAAAAAGCUUAAAAUGAAUAAACUGACAUAGUGCGCAGUUAAAAUUAAAUUUUCGUUACUUACUACUAAAAUCAGUUUUAAUGUUAAUGGGCUAUAUAAGUCUUAACACUUUUUUCCUAAUUUAGAUUGAUAAUGUUUACGUGGCUUCUGACCUGCAUCAGGCAUUAAAAGUAGUAAAAUUGCCUUCCUGUAUUAUCUGCUGGUUCACGCCUUGUAUUUGAUGGGUGUACAAAGUUCUUCAAUGUCUUAUACAGAGUUGGAACAAGGUUAUCAAGGUUUAAAGCAAUCUCGGCCAUACUUUUAUAUUGGAGAAGAUGAAUGCUCUUUGCCUCAUAAGAUGAUCAAAAAUUUUUAGUCCUAGUCGCCCCUGUAUCUGUUGCAUUCCAGCCCCAUUACCCCAGACUGCUGCGCUUGUUUCUUAUCCAUGGACAGUGAAAAAAAUACAGAUGACGAUGACUUGUCUGAAGGCAAACAAGUUAUUGUUGGUAUUUGUGCCAUGUCUAAAAAAUCACAGUCUAAGCCCAUGAAGGAAAUACUAACUCGCCUUGAGGAAUUUGAAUACUUGAAAACUAUCGUAUUUCCUGAAGAUGUCAUACUGAAUGAACCUGUAGAAAAAUGGCCUUUAUGUGAUUGCCUUAUUUCAUUCCAUUCUAAAGGUUUUCCUUUGGCAAAAGCUGUGGAGUAUGCAAAUUUGAGAAAGCCAUUUAUUAUUAAUGAUUUGUUCAUGCAAUAUGAUAUCCAAGACAGACGAAAAGUUUAUAGUAUUUUACAAAGUGAAGGGAUAGAACUUCCAAGAUAUGCUGUAUUGGAUAGAGAAUCGAAUCAUCCUUCUGAAUUGGUAGAGGGGGAGGAUCACGUGGAAGUAGAUGGAGUCAUAUUUAAUAAACCAUUUGUGGAAAAGCCAAUAUCUGCUGAAGAUCAUAAUAUUUACAUUUAUUAUCCCACAUCUGCUGGUGGUGGCAGCCAAAGAUUAUUUAGAAAGAUUGGUAGCAGGAGUAGUGUUUAUUCACCAGAAAGCAGAGUAAGAAAAACUGGUUCAUUUAUUUAUGAAGAGUUUAUGCCAACAGAUGGCACUGAUGUGAAAGUAUAUACAGUUGGGCCUGAUUAUGCUCAUGCAGAAGCAAGAAAGUCACCUGCAUUAGAUGGAAAAGUUGAAAGAGAUAAAGAAGGCAAAGAAGUUCGAUAUCCUGUGAUUUUAAGUAAUGCAGAAAAGCUCAUUGCUAGAAAAGUGUGCUUAGCAUUUAAACAAACUGUGUGUGGUUUCGAUCUUUUGAGAGCAAAUGGAAAAUCAUAUGUUUGUGAUGUGAAUGGAUUCAGCUUUGUGAAAAAUUCUAUGAAAUAUUAUGAUGAUUGCUCAAAAAUUUUGGGAAAUAUGAUUCUUCGUGAACUUACGCCUCAACUUCAUAUACCAUGGUCCAUGCCUUUUCAGUUAGAUGAUCCUCCAAUAGUUCCUACUACAUUUGGUAAAAUGAUGGAGUUACGUUGUGUGAUUGCUGUUAUACGUCAUGGAGACAGAACACCUAAACAGAAAAUGAAAAUGGAAGUCAAGCAUGAGAAGUUUUUUGAGAUUUUUGAGAAGUAUGGUGGCUAUAAGGAUGGACAUGUAAAGUUAAAAAAGCCUAAACAAUUACAAGAAAUUUUAGAUAUAUCCAGAUUUUUACUGAAUGAAAUUGAAUUAAAGCCUGAACUUGAAAUAGAAGAAAAUAAAGCAAAAUUAGAGCAGCUCAAAGCAGUUCUGGAAAUGUAUGGGCAUUUCUCUGGAAUAAACAGGAAAGUUCAGUUAAAGUAUCAACCUCAUGGCAGACCUAGGCGUUCAAGUAGUGAAGAAGAUACUCCUCGAGAACCUUCCCUGGUCCUUAUCUUGAAAUGGGGUGGAGAGCUUACACCUGCUGGAAGAGUCCAAGCUGAAGAAUUAGGACGUGUCUUUCGAUGUAUGUACCCAGGUGGACAAGGUAUGCUGUACUUGCUUGGCCGCAGGCAAUAAUGUUAUUUUUCCUUC